GAAACCCUUGACAUUUCUGCUGCAAAGAAAGAACUAGCCGCGCAAAGGACCAGCCACACAAAGGGUUCUCUCGGUACCUGCUCCAUCUCCGGCGACGUGGACCAUUUUAGGCGCCGACUGCGCCAUUUCCGGCGGCGUCAAGCCUAGAGGACAGCGGCUGCGUUUGUAUUCUCCAUUUUCAGCGCACCAAGUUCACCAUUGAAUUGGCUGGUGCAGAAUCUGCCAAUAUACCAAAGUGUUACUCUAUGGAAAUGUCCAAAGAUUUUAUUCCAAUGUCUGUAUUCUCCGAGUCUUCUCAAGAGUAAAAGAAUCGCUUCAGAUUGGCGUAAGAGUGAACCACUCUCCUCUUUCUCUCCAUCACCUGAUAAUAUGGAAAACCCGGAUGCAAAUCAGCUUCCUGAAGUGGAUUCAUUGCCUGAUGGAUUUGUUGAGAGCUUCCCAGAACCUCUGGCUCCUCAAACUCCUAACUUAGAACAGGAGAAACCUUUACCCAGUUACAAGGAGGGAAAUACCACAGAUUGCUCGAAUGAAUCCGCAGCAAAUGAGUUUCAGCAUAGUCAGAGUAGGACAGAGAAGACACAAAAGCUGAGAACUUUUCCUGUUGUAUUAUCUGAAUCAGAUAGUUUUGAUACUUCAAUUGAGGCACCAAGUAAGAACUCUAUGGAGCAUACAGAAGGUUCACUUGUUGCGCCAAAUUCAGAGGCUUCAGUUGGGGUAUUGGAAUGCUGUGAGGAAAAGAAACAACUUACAGAAAAAUGUCAAAGUUUAGAGAGACCCAUUGAAGGCCACUCAAGUGCACCAACUACCAAUACUUUGAAAAACAGAAAACCCGAAAUUCGUGAGACCAAGCGUAAGAGUGUGAAGCGCACCUCUAAAUCAGAACAAGAGUUUUUAGAGUUCACUUUGAAAUAUCAACAAGUUCUUGCUGAAAGGGAUUCAGCCAUUGCUGUUCGAGAUAAACUUGAGUCACUUUGUAGAGAAUUACAGCGUCAAAACAAAAUUCUUAUGGAUGAAUGCAAAAGGGUGUCAACGGAGGGGCAAAAUUUGAGGCUAGACUUAUCAGCCAGGUUCCAAGAUGCAAUAAAGGAUGUGAGCAAUAAGCUAGAUGAGCAAAAGGAUGAAUACCUCUCUCAGUUGAAGGAGAAUGAGAUGUUAAGAACGAAGCUGAAACAACUAGCUGAUCAGUAUACUCUUUCAGAACAACAUCAUGAACAAAGGUUAAAGCAAAAAAGCUUGGAACUUCAGAUUUCUGAUUUGAAGAUUAAACAACAUGAAGAGAAACUAGGGCAGGAACAGUCCCGGAUAAAGGUAUAUGCUGAACAAGUGUCACAAUUGCUAGCAACGGAAAAGAACUUGCGUUUACAAUUGACAGCUGAUGGAGAAAAGUUCCAACAAUUCCAGGAAGCAUUGUUAAAAAGCAACGAGGUUUUUGAAACUUUUAAACAGGAGAUUCAGAAGAUGGCAAAAUCGAUAAAGGAACUGAAGAAGGAAAAUUCAAUGUUGAAGAGCAAGACUGAGAAAUCAGACAUUACUCUUAUUGAGCUUGUUGAUGAGCGUGAGCGGUUGAAGAAACAGUUAGAAAAAACAAAAAAUCAGAAAGAGAAGCUUGAAUCAUUGUGCCGGUCUCUUCAGGCAGAAAGAAAACAAAAUUCUGUUGGGAGCUUCAAUUCUGAUUAUGUUCAGGUUGAAAGAAAAGAGGAUUUCACAGGGAGCAACAGCUCUGAAUCUGUUGCAGUAUGAAUAGUGACAGAGUCAAGUAUGCUUGUUUUUUUUUCUCUUUUGUGCGAAGAAGCAGGAACAUUGAUUUGUAUAUACUCCCAAGUGUUUUUAAAGUCUUUCUCGUGUCAUUUGAGAAACGAGUACUUUAGGUAUAUUUAUUUUCUUGAAUCACCAUCUAUUUAUGUAAGUUUGCAACUGGAUUAAUUGUUGUACGCAAAGUUGUCCGGGGUGGCGGAAUUUGGGACAUCUUUUUUGAACGAGGUAAGGAUGCAAUAUAAUAUGAUCUUGGGCAGGCGUACGGGUCUUCAAAUUAAACGAAAACGGUGACUUGAGCCCUGGAGUAAAGCUCUACUAGUAUGAAUGGUUUUAUUCUAAUUAUUACUAUUUGAAUGUUUACAAUUAAGUUAAUAUGCAUUGCUAGAGAAUGAGAAUUA
Messenger RNA from Humulus lupulus (European hop), 2153 nucleotides. RefSeq lists its product as uncharacterized. The transcript has 15 exons. The record is from RefSeq and is a predicted model, not a curated record. NCBI's taxonomy places the organism in Eukaryota, Viridiplantae, Streptophyta, Magnoliopsida, Rosales, Cannabaceae. The coding region runs from base 370 to 1740 and encodes 456 amino acids. Gene Ontology annotation, molecular function: syntaxin binding.